Messenger RNA from Colletotrichum karsti, 1185 nucleotides. Its product is annotated as GTP-binding protein. Gene Ontology annotation, molecular function: GTP binding; ATP binding; ATP hydrolysis activity. The transcript is spliced from 3 exons. Lineage: Eukaryota; Fungi; Ascomycota; Sordariomycetes; Glomerellales; Glomerellaceae. Gene Ontology annotation, cellular component: cytoplasm. Bases 1 to 1185 code for a protein of 394 amino acids. The record is from RefSeq and is a predicted model, not a curated record.
AUGCCUCCCAAGAAGCAAGUCGUGGAAGAGAAGAUUCUCCUGGGCAGGCCCGGUAACAACCUGAAGAGUGGAAUUGUUGGCCUUGCAAACGUUGGAAAGUCCACUCUCUUCCAGGCCAUCACCAAGUGCAACCUUGGUAACCCUGCCAACUUCCCCUAUGCCACCAUCGACCCCGAGGAGGCUCGCGUCAUCGUCCCCGACGACCGCUAUGACUGGCUUUGCGAAAAGUACAACCCCAAGUCGCGCGUCCCCGCCAACUUGACGGUCUACGAUAUCGCCGGUCUUACCAGAGGUGCCUCCACCGGCGCCGGUCUCGGUAACUCUUUCUUGUCCCACAUUCGCGCCGUCGACGCCAUCUUCCAGGUCGUCCGUUGCUUCGACGAUGCCGAGAUUAUCCACGUCGAGGGUGACGUCAACCCCACUCGUGAUCUCGACAUCAUCAGCGACGAGCUGCGUCUGAAGGAUAUCGAGUUCACCGAGAAGGCGUUGGAGAACCAAAAGAAGAAGACUCGCUCUGGCGGCAAGGGUCUGGAGCACAAGAAGGCCAUGGAGGAGCAGGCCACCAUGGAGAAGAUUCUCCAGCACCUCAAGGACGGCAAUGAAGUCCGAAAGGGCACUUGGGGUCCCAAGGAGGUCGAGGUCAUCAACCCUCUCUUCCUUUUGACUGCCAAGCCUGUCGUCUACCUCGUCAACCUCUCUGAGAAGGACUUCAUUCGCAAGAAGAACAAGAACCUUCCCAAGAUCGUUGAGUGGGUUAAGGAGCACGCCAACGGCGACCCCAUCAUCCCCAUCUCCGUCUCCUUCGAGGAGCGCCUGACCCGCUACGAGACUGAGAAGGAGUCUUUGGAGGAGCAGAAGAACGUCGGUGCCGAGUCGUCUCUGCCCAAGAUCAUUCUGCAGAUGCGUAAGGCCCUGAACCUUGGCAGCUUCUUCACCACUGGUACCGAUGAAGUGCGCCAGUGGACCAUCCGCAACGGCACCAAGGCGCCGCAAGCCGCCGGUGUCAUUCACACGGACUUCGAGAAGACGUUCAUCCAGGCCCUGGUCUACAACUUCAGCACGCUCAAGGAGCUUGGCAGCGAAGCCGAGGUCAAGGCCAAGGGCAAGGUUAUGACGAAGGGCAAGGAUUACGUCGUGGAGGACGGUGACAUUCUGCUCAUUAAGGCCGGUGCGGCCAAGGGCUAA